UUUUUAGAAAAUGACGCCUAUCAGUUAUUUUCUUUUCAAGUUGUAUUCAAGGAUGUUUGCCAUGGUGUCUCGGUUGACGUUCAUUACAAGCGGGACAAGACCCUGCGAGUCAGACGAGAACGUAGAAUACGAGGCCCAUAACGUUCAGGUGACCACCUGGAUGACAAUGAGACAUGACAGCGUCCUCUACUUGGCCGUAACGUGCAUGUGCAUUAGCACCACCAAUCCAUCCGUGAAGCUGUAACCUGUCCGCGUCCACCUACCGGAACUGCACACGGCCCGACUCUAGUACUGGUGCAGACUGAACCUUGAUCAACGUGGCCAGAGUACUUACACUUGGACAAUGGCGGUGUGAUGUAGGCACUGGAUAUUGGUAUGUGAACCUGCUCGAGGACGGAGUAGCCGACAUCUUCAACCCGUCAAUGAUGUUUGCAUUCGACAUGGAUACCAAAAUUAAACAACCAACUAGGGAUUAUUCAUCCUUCAUAAAAAAUGUAACAAGUAAAAAACCAAUUCCAGUAUCAUCAAUUAAUUUAAGCAAAUUUAAUCCAAGGUGGAUGCUUAUGGGAUCUGUUGGAUAUAUUGGAUAUAGAUAUUUACUUAACGGAAGUAACAUAGUUUAUUGUCAACAUAUAGAGCCAGAAUCAACAUCUGACAACCAUUUUGAUUGGAAUAAGUUGUUGUCUUAUUUGUCACCAGAUUUACUUAGCUUAAUAGCUGCUAUUGCUACUGCGUUCAUUGUUGCUCUCUGCAAUUUAAGUAUUCCAAUAAAUUUACAACAUGUUAUAAAUACUAUACUUCAGUUUGCUAGAGAUGAAGUACCAUUUGAUUUUAAAAAACUUAGUGAUCCAUUAUCCAAACUGUUAGCACUUUACAUAAUGCAGGGCCUAUCAACAUUUAUAUGUAUAAGCAUGCUGUCAAAAGUUGGAGAAAAUGUUGCUAUACGUAUGAAAUAUAAUCUUUUUUUAUCUAUACUUCAACAAGAGCURGAAUUUUUUGAUAAAACUCGUACUGGAGAUAUUUUACAAAGGUAAAUACACAACUCAAUUAAAAAAUAAC
Diuraphis noxia (Russian wheat aphid) is the source of this 1059-nucleotide messenger RNA. Its product is annotated as mitochondrial potassium channel ATP-binding subunit. Lineage: Eukaryota; Metazoa; Arthropoda; Insecta; Hemiptera; Aphididae. Gene Ontology annotation, cellular component: mitochondrial inner membrane. Gene Ontology annotation, biological process: oligopeptide export from mitochondrion. Gene Ontology annotation, molecular function: ABC-type oligopeptide transporter activity; ATP hydrolysis activity; ATP binding. The record is from RefSeq and is a predicted model, not a curated record.